AUGCCUGUGGUUAUCCUCGGCCAGACUCGGCAGAAGCUGCGCAAAACCAAAACAGGCUGCCGUACCUGCAAGAUCCGAAAGGUAAAAUGCGACGAGGCUCGACCAUCAUGUCGUCGCUGUCUGUCGACCGGUCGGGCUUGCGACGGGUACGGCAUCUGGGGUGGUGGCCAGCAUCGAGCUAGUCAGCGGUCUUCACGCCACACUGAUAUUCCCCCUUCAACAGAAAAGCAGCUCUCGUUGCAGCAAGACAGAGAAGGCAUCCAUGCUGCCGCAUUCAGACACAUUCCUCUCCACACCAUCUCGUGGGACGAGCACAUGUGCAUGGAAUGGUUUUUCCAUAGGUCGCUUCGCAAACUUCCAGGGACGUUCGCGCUGGCUUUUUGGCAUAACCUGUUGCCGCAAGCAAGCGUCUCUGAGUCCGUUGUGCUCCAUGCUGUGCUAGCGCUCGGAUCUGUCCAUAGGAGACAAGCGCUCUGCGAUGUGACACCUACCGGAUCACAGGGGGCUAACACAGCAGAAUCAUUCACGCUGCAACAGUACAUCCGUGCGACCAGUGGCCUUCGACAUCGAAUCGAGAAUCAAAGCGGAUGUUCUGUCAAGGUGGCACUCAUCGUCUGUGCAAUCUUCGUCCAUCUCGAGUAUAUGCGAGGCUGCUACCAGACCGCGCUGACUCAUCUUGGACAUGGAAUGAUGUUGCUCGAGGAGGCGCUCGGCAAGGCAGAAGGUGGCCGUGACAUUGUCGACGAGUGGAUAAUGCAGACCUUCACCAGUCUGCUCAUCCAGGCGAAACUCUUUGGGCAGACCGUCCGUCAGCCCCGUUUACUUGCCCAAAUUGAACCGCUCAACGAUGUGUUCCACUCCGUCAACCAUGCCCGACAGAGCCUGGAGCACGUGUUUUUCCGGAUUUUCAGCCUGAUAGCUGAAAAUCAACACCAACAUUGCUCGGAGUCGGGGCCGGCUCAUCGACCGAUCGAUCCAAUUUCUCAGGUCAACGACGCCCGUACGACCAUUCAGAUCGAGCUUGACAACUGGCUGCUAGCAUAUAAGGUAGCCACUCGAAGUGGCGAAGCAGCUGGCAGCCCGGCUCCGGGUUCAGCUCUUGAGCGUUUCUCCUGGAGACUUCUACAUCUAUAUCACACUUUGGCCUGCGUGAUGGUUGAUGAGUGCGAGCAGUCUACAUUUACCGAUAUUUCGUCUGUAUCCCAAUCAUCUGUCACCUCCACUUCGCCGAGUGCCAUGAUAUCCCACUCGCCAGUCUCAUCAAACUUUUCCACGACCUUGCACCAGCUUCAGUGUCACUGUGAUUCGGCGGAAAACGUGAAGGACGACACGGUCACACCUUCCUUCCAUUCGAUCCUGGCCGAAUGCAAAUUCCUAUUCAAGCUCGUCCUCGGACCUUCCAUUCAGUCGUUGGUCCCUCAUCGCACGCCCUCCGACCAAGACCAGUCAAACGCAAUAGCCGAUAUAGGCUGGAUCCCACCGCUCUACUACACCGCAAUUCGCGGUCGCGAAGCCGACGUCAGGAGAGAAGCCAUUCGAUUGUUGCGCCUGGUUCCGCACAGAGAAGGGAUAUGGGAUUCCCUGCUAGCUGCAGCAGUCGCCGAAAAAAUCAUCGAUGUCGAGCAAGCUGCUUGUGACGAGGGUCUAUGCAAGUGCGAGAUGCGCGCCCAGUACGAGUGUAGUGAAGAAGACACGGACCUGGCUGUACAGCUGACGCCCGGUCAGUGUAUAGGCGUGGAGGAGAUGCAUGUUCAACUGCCCGAGGGAAUCCAUGGCAGCCUGGUCUUGGAUUACAGGAUACGCAGGCAGUGUGGAAACUGCUGCACUCAAGGCCGAAGCUGCUAUAAACUGAGCCUUAAACGGUGGGAUUACUAG
This is a messenger RNA of Capronia coronata CBS 617.96, 1875 nucleotides long. RefSeq lists its product as uncharacterized. Lineage: Eukaryota; Fungi; Ascomycota; Eurotiomycetes; Chaetothyriales; Herpotrichiellaceae. The coding region runs from base 1 to 1875 and encodes 624 amino acids. Gene Ontology annotation, biological process: regulation of DNA-templated transcription. Gene Ontology annotation, molecular function: DNA-binding transcription factor activity, RNA polymerase II-specific; zinc ion binding. The transcript is spliced from 2 exons. The record is from RefSeq and is a predicted model, not a curated record.